Penicillium pulvis is the source of this 264-nucleotide messenger RNA. RefSeq lists its product as uncharacterized. The record is from RefSeq and is a predicted model, not a curated record. The coding region runs from base 1 to 264 and encodes 87 amino acids. The transcript is spliced from 2 exons. NCBI's taxonomy places the organism in Eukaryota, Fungi, Ascomycota, Eurotiomycetes, Eurotiales, Aspergillaceae.
AUGCCGCAGAUGCUAGGAAAGCUCUUCAACUCGCGCGUUGGUUAUGACGAUCCAAUGAAGACGAAGCGCUCUGAGAUCUCGAAACCGGAUGUUGCGGGCGAGACUCCGAAAUUGAUUGGGACUUUUCCUAUUCAUAAGCCCAAGAGUGACCGUGCUGCUAGAAUACACAAUGAAGAAAAUAUCAAAGAUACAAUGAUGGGCAAGCGCUUGAUGGCACAGAUGAAGAUACUGAAGGAAUUACGAAUGUUGCAGAAGCGGAAGUAG